GGGUAAAUGAACAUUGUAAGGGUUCCCCCCAGUUCGUCCACCAAAUUGUGCUUACCAAAAUUGGUUGAAAUUUCCUCCUUAAAAAGUUACCAUACAAAUCGUCUCUGAAUGGCUAAGCGUUAGUAAAUUUAUGCAAUCCCUGUAAACUUCUUUGCAUCUAUCGCCAACACGCAUCUCUCACGCCAUACGUUUCUUCUGGCACAUUACCCACACCGUCUGCCCCCCUUCUUCUACCCACCGCGCCAACCAUGCAUUCGAUCAAAUGGGCACUCCCCAUCCUUCUACUUAACAUCCUCCUGAGUAGAAGCGCCCCCAUAUUCUUUAACAAAAAUCUGGACAAAUGGACAAAGGAACUUUUAAAGGUCUCAAAAAAUGAAUACAGCAAUUUCGACGAAGCGAAAAGUUUGGCCAAUAGAAAAUAUUGCGGUCAGUCCCUUAAGCACUUGGCAGGGUUAAUCUUAGACAAAACGGAUAAAGAGGGAAAGCUAAUCAUUGAAGGGUCCAUAGUUUCCAGUAAGCUAAUUUUAAAAUUAGGGAAUAUAAAGGAAAAGGAAAUAAGCAUACAGGAUAUACUUCUGCCAAUAGAAACAUUGUCCAGCAAAUGCAUUAACAUACGACAGGGAAAAAAAAAGGAUGAUUCUACCAUUCUGUGUUUGGCUAGUAAAGUCCUGAGGAACUUCUGGGUCAACUCUAUCACUGAUGCGGUUUUGUGCAAAAUGACCAAAAAUAGGGGAAAGCUGCCUGAGUAUAACUACGCCCAGGGGGGCAAUGGCAAAGAGGAUGAAGCGGAUGAAGAGGGUGAAGCGGAUGAAGAGGGUAAAACGGACGAAGAGGGUAAAACGGAUGAAGAGGGUAAAACGGACGAACCAAGCGAACCACUAAAAAAGAAGGCAAACACCCAACAGAAGGAACAAAACCUAGCUAAGAAAAAAAUGAUCAACGAAGAAUUCGACGAAGAACAGGAAAAUGAACCCAAGGGACUAAAAGUCCGAAUUGCCAAAAGUACAUUCGGAAGCCCGCAAGUGAAAAUCAACGGCAAAAGCGUCGACGAGGUUCAAAAAAAUGGGUCUGAGAAAGGGACGGACGAAACGGAGAACCAGGACAAGGAUGAGCCCAUCGAGUCGGAUGAAACUGGUGAUGAAGGAGAUGAGGAAGCAGAAUGAAGGGGGAGAAGAGGCCCCCCAUCACCCUCGCACUUUCCCUUACACCACUUUGCCGCAGUUUAAAUUUGUACCCCCAUUGGCGUGUCCGGCUCGCAUGCAAAAAUAGCCCAAUGUACGACACAUGCAGUAGGGUGCCAAACGAGUUGUUUCUCUAGAUACCUGUUAAAUACACCUGCCCGCGAAACUGCGCUAAAUGUUUGUUCCUCCGUUUGGCUAUUCCGAACGGAACUUGUCAUCACGAAAGGUGCAAAAUGAAGCAGCCCUUAUUUGUUUUUUUUUUUGUUUUUCUACACAUCUCAAACGUGACUGCUUCGCACGAACAAAGGUGUGUGCUGCCCUCCAAAUUUGGAGGUGCCCCCCUCGCUGCGGCUCAUUUUAAAUGUUUACAGGUAUGAG
This is a messenger RNA of Plasmodium vivax (malaria parasite P. vivax), 1559 nucleotides long. RefSeq lists its product as hypothetical. The transcript is spliced from 2 exons. Bases 249 to 1163 code for a protein of 304 amino acids. NCBI's taxonomy places the organism in Eukaryota, Apicomplexa, Aconoidasida, Haemosporida, Plasmodiidae. The record is from RefSeq and is a predicted model, not a curated record.